ACAAACUUAGAUCCAAACCUAGCCGAAAAGCGCUAACGCCGCCUUUUAAAACGGUUUUAGACGCAGAAACCGUAUUUAGGGUUCCCCUAGACUUCUCUUUAAUAAAAAAAAAUCUGUCAUAGAAUUAGAACAUUCUCAAGGGUUUUGCGGAGUUCCGAUCAAUAAAUUGGUUAAGAAUGGCGGUGGAGGCAUCCAGAAUGACAGGAACAGUUUCUAAGUUCAGUAACCCAAAGGGUUACGGUUUCAUCAAACCUGAUGAUGGAUCCGAAGAUCUGUUCGUUCAUCAAUCAGAGAUCAAAUCUGAUGGCUACCGUUCUCUCUACGAAGGCCAGAAAGUGGAGUUCACCAUGACUGUGAAUGGAGAUAAGUACCAGGCUACUGAUGUCACUGGGCCCGAUGGCGCUCCUCUCGAUAGUGGCCGCAAUGGCAGGGGAAAUAGUAACAGUCGUGGGGGUGGGGGUUACGGUUAUGGUGGUGAUGAUGGUGGUUAUCGGAGGAACGGCAAUGAUGGUGGGUAUCGUAGCGCCGGUGAGUGUUAUAACUGUGGAAGGACGGGACAUUUGGCUAGGGACUGUGAUCGCAACAGUGGAGGUGGAGGAGGUGGCAGAGGCGGGUGUUAUAACUGUGGUGCUGCUGGACAUUUAGCUAGGGAUUGUGACCGUAGUAGUGGUGGUGGUGGAGGAGGAGCAAGUGGUGGUGUCUGUUACACUUGCGGUGGGUAUGGCCAUAUGGCUCGAAAUUGCCCGAGUGCUGGACGUGUUGGCGCCCGUGGUGGUGGAGGUAGUGGGGCUUGUUAUUCAUGCGGUGCACAAGGACACUUGGCUAGAGACUGUCCCGGUGGUGGUGGUAGUAAUUUUGGGAGAUCUGGGGGUGGUAGUGGAGGAAGCAAGUGUUACAACUGUGGAGAGGCGGGCCACUUUGCUAGGGAAUGCACUAACCAAUCCGUGAACUGAUCAUGUAAAUGAUCUUUCUCUUUAUUCUCUACACCCUCUUAGUACUCAUUUUCUUAGCAGUGACAUGUUUUUCCAGUUUUUCUUUGAUUAGCUAUGUGACCGCUUGUGCUUUCGGAGUAGCUCUACCGAGCUGUUUGAAUUCAUGUUCUUGGGAUGCAAAGUUUUAGUUAAUGGUUUAUAUACAAGUAUAUAAAAAAGCUGAAGGUUCGAUUCUUGCA
Messenger RNA from Solanum pennellii, 1171 nucleotides. RefSeq names its product cold shock domain-containing protein 3-like. NCBI's taxonomy places the organism in Eukaryota, Viridiplantae, Streptophyta, Magnoliopsida, Solanales, Solanaceae. Gene Ontology annotation, molecular function: nucleic acid binding; zinc ion binding. The transcript has a single exon. The record is from RefSeq and is a predicted model, not a curated record. The coding region runs from base 177 to 953 and encodes 258 amino acids.